Messenger RNA from Caenorhabditis remanei, 720 nucleotides. RefSeq lists its product as uncharacterized. Lineage: Eukaryota; Metazoa; Nematoda; Chromadorea; Rhabditida; Rhabditidae. Bases 1 to 720 code for a protein of 239 amino acids. The record is from RefSeq and is a predicted model, not a curated record. The transcript has a single exon.
AUGUCUCAAGAAAGAAGGUUCACUCACGAAAAUAGCGGAUUGUCAGCAUCACAAUGGGUGGAGCGGAUUCUAGAUGUGACAAGUUGUGAAUCGAUUUGUCACCUUCAACUCAAGGGAUCUCCACAACUUGAUGUGUGCGACACUUUUGGUAAACUAAAAAAUAUCCUGAAACUAUACAUCUUCAACGAGUGUUCCGAUAACUUUGCAAAGAAAGCGCUGGAAAUCAUCCUACCAGUUACCAGGGAAAUUACAUUAUUCGAAAUUCCGUUUGACACCAGAGAAGAGUUUCAGACAUUUCUGAUGAGCAAUUUGAACUAUUUGAAUGUUCAGGCCAGCACUUUCCAGAAGUUUAAGUUCACUCUUGAUGACCUUCUAAACACAAACCUACUCAAACUGCAAUUGAGAGAAGUCAAAUCGAGUGCCACAGAUAUCAGCCAAUGUCUUACAAACUGGUUUCACAGCAAACACAACUCUCGACUAGAACAUCUGAAAUUGUGCACAAAUGAAGAUAUCAAUGAAACGUGUCUUCCGGAAGUACUGAACGCUGUUCCUUUUCCAGUAAACAAAGAGAGAACGUUCUUUUAUUCAAAACAACUGGACACUUCAUCAGUAUCGUUUUGUGGAGGAUAUGAUAUCGUAAGAAAAGAUGGGAAGAAAGCCACCAUUGUAUUUGCACCCUUUUUUGGACAGACGUUCAUCGAUUUUUAUGUUUGGCAAUGA